UUUCCCGCUGUCAGGAUGAGGAGGCGGAGGUCGGCGCUCCGGUCCGUCUCUGCCCGCGGCUGUGGCGGUGCCGGCAGCUCCAGCCUUAGCGGUUCCUCCCUGGGUGGCGGCGGCGGCGGCUCCUUCGUUGCCUCUUCUUCCAGCUGAGUCGGCGGCAGCCGGGACGCCGCUUCCCCGCCCAUCCUCCCAGCUCCCCAAGGCCGGCCGCCUGGCCAUGGCGCAGCCCGGCCCGGCUUCCCAGCCUGACGUAUCUCUUCAACAACGAGUAGCAGAAUUGGAAAAAAUUAAUGCAGAAUUUUUACGUGCACAGCAGCAGCUUGAGCAAGAAUUUAAUCAAAAACGAGCAAAAUUUAAGGAACUGUAUUUGGCUAAAGAGGAGGAUCUGAAGAGACAAAAUGCAGUGUUACAAGCUGCGCAGGAUGACUUGGGGCACCUUCGGACACAACUAUGGGAAGCUCAGGCAGAGAUGGAGAAUAUUAAGGCUAUUGCCACAGUGUCUGAAAAUACUAAGCAGGAAGCCAUAGAUGAAGUGAAAAGGCAGUGGAGAGAAGAAGUUGCUUCACUUCAGGCUGUUAUGAAAGAAACAGUUCGAGACUAUGAGCACCAGUUUCACCUUAGGCUGGAGCAGGAGAGAGCACAAUGGGCACAAUACCGAGAGUCCGCAGAUCGGGAAAUAGCUGACUUACGAAGACGACUGUCUGAAGGACAAGAGGAAGAAAAUUUAGAAAAUGAAAUGAAAAAGGCCCAAGAGGAUGCUGAGAAACUUCGGUCUGUUGUGAUGCCUAUGGAGAAGGAAAUUGCAGCUUUGAAAGAUAAACUGACAGAGGCUGAAGACAAAAUUAAAGAGCUGGAAGCCUCAAAGGUUAAAGAACUGAAUCAUUAUUUGGAAGCAGAAAAAUCUUGUAGGACUGAUCUAGAAAUGUAUGUUGCUGUUUUGAAUACUCAGAAAUCUGUUCUACAAGAAGAUGCAGAGAAACUGCGCAAAGAAUUGCAUGAAGUUUGCCAUCUCUUGGAACAAGAGCGACAACAGCACAACCAGUUAAAACAUACAUGGCAGAAGGCCAAUGACCAGUUUCUGGAAUCUCAGCGUUUGCUAAUGAGAGACAUGCAGCGAAUGGAGAUUGUGCUAACUUCAGAGCAACUUCGACAAGUCGAAGAACUGAAGAAGAAAGAUCAGGAGGAGGAUGAACAACAACGGCUUAAUAAGAGAAAGGAUCACAAAAAAACAGAUACCGAGGAAGAAGUAAAAAUACCAGUAGUGUGUGCUUUAACUCAAGAAGAACCUUCAGCCCAGUUAUCAAAUGAAGAGUUUCAGGAGCAUUUAGACAGCACCCAUGGGUCAGUCCAUUCCUUAGAUGCGGACUUACUGUUACCAUCUGGAGAUCCAUUUGGUAAAUCGGACAAUGACAUGUUUAAAGAUGGACUCAGGAGAGCACAGUCUACCGACAGCUUGGGAACCUCUGGCUCAUUGCAGUCCAAAGCUUUAGGCUAUAACUACAAAGCAAAAUCAGCUGGAAACCUGGAGGAGUCAGAUUUUGGACCCCUGGUGGGAGCAGAUUCAGUGUCUGAGAACUUUGAUACUGCAUCCCUUGGGUCACUGCAGAUGCCAAGUGGCUUUAUGUUAACCAAAGAUCAGGAAAGAGCAAUCAAGGCAAUGACACCAGAACAAGAGGAGACGGCGUCCCUCCUCUCCAGCGUUACCCAGGGUGUGGAGAGUGCGUAUGUGUCCCCCAGUGGUUACCGCCUAGUCAGUGAGACAGAGUGGAAUCUUCUGCAAAAAGAGGUACAUAAUGCUGGAAAUAAACUUGGUAGACGUUGUGAUAUGUGUUCCAAUUAUGAAAAGCAGUUACAAGGAAUUCAGAUUCAGGAGGCUGAGACAAGAGACCAGGUGAAAAAACUGCAAGUGAUGUUAAGGCAAGCUAAUGACCAGCUAGAGAAGACAAUAAAAGAUAAACAAGAUCUGGAAGACUUCAUCAAGCAGAGCACUGAGGACUCAAGUCACCAGAUCGCUGCACUUGUAUUGAGAGUCCAAGCAUCCGAGGUUUUACUUGAAGAGUUACAACAAGGCUUUUCCCAGGCAAAGAGAGAUGCUCAGGAGCAGAUGGCUGUGCUGAUGCAGUCACGGGAACAGGUUUCAGAGGAGCUGGUGAGGUUACAGAAAGACAAUGACAGCCUUCAAGGAAAGCACAGCUUGCAUGUGUCGCUACAGCAAGCCGAAGACUUCAUCCUCCCGGACACUGUGGAGGUACUCCGGGAACUGGUGUUAAAAUAUCGUGAGAACAUCAUUCAUGUUCAGACAGCAGCAGACCACAUGGAAGAGAAGCUGAAGGCUGAAAUAUUGUUCCUAAAAGAGCAAAUUCAAGCAGAACAGUGUUUAAAAGAAAACCUUGAAGAAACUCUGCAGCUAGAAAUAGAAAACUGCAAGGAGGAAAUAGCUUCCAUCUCUAGUCUAAAAGCUGAAUUGGAAAGAAUAAAAGUAGAAAAAGAACAGUUGGAAUCCACAUUAAGAGAGAAGUCUCAGCAGCUUGAGGGUCUCCAGGAGAUAAAGGUCAAGUUGGAAGAACAGUUAAAGAAAGAGACUGCCGCUAAGGCUGCUGUUGAACAACUAAUGUUUGAAGAGAAGAACAAAGCUCAGCGAUUACAGACAGAAUUAGAUGUCAGUGAACAGGUCCAGAGAGAUUUUGUAAAGCUUUCUCAAACCCUUCAGGUGCAGUUGGAGCGGAUCCGGCAAGCCGACUCCUUGGAGAGAAUCCGGGCAAUUCUGAAUGACACCAAACUGACAGACAUUAACCAGCUCCCCGAGACAUGACACCCUGAUGCAGGAUUCUAGCCUGCACUCUGGGUUUUUAACUCAUCCUUAGAACAUUAAUUAUUAUUUAACUCUUAACUGAAGCAGAAGUCACAAAAAAGGGACUGGAGAAGUGCUCAUUUCUAGUGGGAGAAAACUGUACAGCACAGGAACAGCCAACACGCUUUCCAGCGCAACACUAACAGAUUCUGCCUGUGAUCCCAGCAGGCGUGGGAGAAGCUCUGGUGAUGGAAGAAGUGCUGCAUCCUUGCCUGCUUCUUCAGCAUAGCUCUCUGGAACACAGUUCCCUAGCCUGAAGGAACUUGCCAGUAGUGUUUGGAAUGACCUUUUCUGUUCAUAGAUACCAGGAGAUUGAGAAGUUUCUUUUUCUGUUGUCUAGAGCUCAUCAGUAGCCGUGUUCAGCUAGCAGACAGAGGUGUAGUGUGCUGUAUGAAUAUUUUAUAUUAAAAUACGAAGUGAGAGCAGGCCAUUGGCUAUUGACUGUAUUUCCCUCACUCUGUGAAUUUUCUUUAUACCAUUUUAUCUUACUUCAGAAGACCUUAAAUGCUACUGAAACUUGCCUAAGAACCGUAAGACGAUGGCAAACCAAACCACUUCAAGAACAGAAUUAAGGGAUUUGUAAACUUGGCGGAGGCCAAAUCUAUUGGGAGUUGUUUAAAUAAGGAAAAGCACAAGAAACUGGAAGCACUUUUUCCUGAACACCCGGAUAGUCUUGGUGGGUCCACAGGCACCAGGGUGAAGCUGAAUGGCACCAUCUACUCCAUUUUGAAGUGUUUUAGUUUAGUUAUUGGAUCAGUGGAAAAAUAUUAAUAAAACAAGCUAUGUCUGACAACAUCUAGCAUACAUUUAUAAACCUGCUUAUAUUCAGCUUUAAUCAAAGGGCAUGAAUGCUAUUUGUUUCAAAAGUGUCACAUACAAAAUGGUAGUAAUGAGGUUCUACAGAGCUUUGUAUUUUUUCUUUUAUAUAAUUAGAUUUGGAAUAUUAAGUGAUAGCAUUUAGGAUGAAGUUGGGGAAACCAGGAGAGUAUGAUGAGUUUGUAAAUCUACUCUUGUCCUUGCCUUGUCCGUGUGGAGAAACCUGCUGAGACAGGCUGUCUGCCACAGUGCGAUGCAACUGUGUAGAUCAAGGGGAAUGGACUGAGUUCACUGCUUGCAGCUGCAGUGCUAUCCCAAGCAGCUAUUAUGUUCAACUGUAUUACAAUGAAGUAAAAAGUGGGGUUUUUUUUCAAAAAUUGUUUGUGAUUUUGCUGCACAACAGUGGGUACCUAAAGAAACCUUAUAGGAUUUAGUGAACUGAUUUUUUUCUGUUCACUUAAAGCCACCAUCGACUUAAAAGUAGACUGACUUUGUUACAAAUGAAGUCAUUAUGAAUUUGCCCCAAAGACCUUUACUUGUUUUCUUCCACCGAACAAAUGAAAAGGACUAUAUUACCUCAUCCCAUGGAUUAUUUUUAUAGGCUUAUAUUCAUGAUGAUGAAUUUAAAAGUAAAUAUAAAUUAUGGAAAUAGUGCUAAAAGCUUGCCAUGCAUGAAACAUUAUUUUAACUGGUUUAAAGUCUCUGUAUAAAGUACUACUUGGUUUAAAGGAAAAAUAUAGCCUCACUGAGUUACAAGGAAUUUUUUAAAUUAUAAAAUGUCAUUAAAUUAGGUAGGCAUAAGACGACUCCCGUGGGAAGGCUCCAUGCUGAUUUGUUUUAGGUUAUUAAAAUGAGCAUUAUCAAUCAUGAUGGGUAAAUCAUCACCUUUCUGAAGUGAGCUUUUCUCUGAAAGAUGAGUACUGGGGCUAUGGAAUGUUCGUCAUUAGAAACUGAGUUGUGGCCGAUGAAAAUAGUUCAAGUCCAUGCAACUGAGGAUAUCUAGGAAAACCUAAACUCUAAGUUUUAACAAUCAAUUUCUGGGAUGAAAACACUGUGACAUCCAGAUAAGACACAAUUCUGUAAACUUGAGGGCAUUUUUUUUUUUUUGCAUAAAUGGGAUCUGCAUCAUGAACACCAAAGUUCAUCAAAAAGAUCAGUUAGGCUUCAAGUGUUCCUGUGCUUAUAUUCAGACUGUACACCUGUUCUCGCAUGUCUAAAUUGACUUACCUCUUACCUGUAACAUACCUUACCAUGUGGCUUUUAGUUGGCAGUCACACAGCCAUUUCUCCACAGGUACAGUCUUACCUUUCAGAACUCAUAUUGGAAGGUCUAUAAAGAUGACCUAAAGCUGAGGACAAAACCACUCAUAGAUUACAUACCAAAUGGUUUUCUUUCUCCCUUUUAGGUGUCAAAGCUUGCACUGUGUACCCAGUGCUCAGUAGACACAGAGCACAGCCAGACUCAGCUCUGAAAGGUAAACAGUGCCUGUGAGGAAGUAAGCCUGCUGUGACCCUUGCAGCUGUGGAUCUGGAGCUCUGCUCGGAGCACACUGCACGUAUAAGCAUUUGUUAACGGUACUGAAGGUGAAUCCUUAAGAAGAAAGUGUUCAAAUUAAAAGAGCUGCUGCCGAG
This is a messenger RNA of Perognathus longimembris pacificus (Pacific pocket mouse), 5295 nucleotides long. It is a transcript of the gene Rabep1, whose product is annotated as rabaptin, RAB GTPase binding effector protein 1. The transcript is spliced from 18 exons. Gene Ontology annotation, molecular function: GTPase activator activity; growth factor activity. The record is from RefSeq and is a predicted model, not a curated record. The coding region runs from base 215 to 2809 and encodes 864 amino acids. Gene Ontology annotation, biological process: Golgi to plasma membrane transport; endocytosis. Lineage: Eukaryota; Metazoa; Chordata; Mammalia; Rodentia; Heteromyidae. Gene Ontology annotation, cellular component: endocytic vesicle; endosome.